AUGGCGGCACAUGGAUGUAUUGCCAAUGAUCUUCUCUUCAAGCUGGCUGAUGACAUCGAGACGGGUGAUCAGAUGGAGGAAUUAGGAAGAACACUCGGAUUCAAGGUCGCAGAAAUCAAUAGAUUCACAGAGACUAACAAGAUAGAAGGACAGAUGACUUGUAAGGGAACACGUGAGAUGCUGUUUCACUGGAGACAGACCGUGUUGCCUUACGAACAGCAUCAUAGACUGAAACAAGCUCUCACUGACGCUAAGCUGGUCAUGCUUGCUGAUACACAUCUGAAGGGGACACCAAGUAUUCCAGGUAUGGCGGCACACGGAGGUAUGGUGGCACACGGAGGUAUUUCCGAAGAUCUUCUCUUCAAGCUAGCUGAAGACAUCGAGACGGGUGAUCAGAUGGAGGAAUUAGGACGAACACUCGGAUUUAGGGUCGCAGAAACCAAUAGAUACACAAAGGCCAACAAGAUAGAAGGACGGAUGACUUGUAAGGGAACACGUGAGAUGCUGUUUGACUGGAGACAGACCGUGUUGCCUUACGAACAGCAUCAUAGACUGAAACAAGCUCUCACUGACGCUAAGCUGGUCAUGCUUGCUGAUACACAUCUGAAGGGGAAACCAAGUAUUCCAGCUAUCUACAGUGAGAAGAUCUCGGAAUCUUUGACUGUUCAGCAAUGUCGCGAAAAGUUGGAGAACAAGUACCGGGAUCAGCUGUGCAAAAUUCAAAUGAAGCCAUGGGAUCACAGUGACUACGCCGAGUUCAAAGAUAUGCACACGGUUGUCACAAUGGUGAAAAAGGACCCUCUAGGACAGGACACGAAAACGAUGGAAAUACUCCCGGGUUCAGUUGCUGAAAUAUUGUCAACGAAAGUAAACGGCAAACUACCAGCUCGUAUCCUCAUUUCGGCUCCGGCUGGAAGAGGGAAGACCACGGCCGUUGCUAAGAUAGCUUACGACUGGGUUCAUAGAGAAGAGGGGUCAGCAUUAGAAAACCUGCCACUUCUAUUUGUUGUCAAAUUCCGAAACACAAAUCAGGAUACCUCGAUCGGAGAAGCCAUCAAAUCCCAGCUUUUGAGUGAUGUUGAAGAUCUUACAACAGCGGGUCUGGAGAGUUUCAUCAGAAAGAAUCAAGGCAUCUGCCAUAUCAUACUAGACGGACUAGAUGAAUAUGCGGGUAUUUCUUCUUCAAACCGAAGCUUAGGGAGCAACAUCGUCAGUGUCAUCCGCUUGGAGGAAUUCCCUCAGUGUCGAGUUCUUGUAACAACACGCCCUCACCUAGAGAACUUCUUCAAUCAAGCGGAGCUUGCAAGGGUAUACACGAAGAUGUGGAUCGAAGGAUUCUCAAGAGAAAGCUCUCGUGAUUACAUUGACAAAUUCUUUGCUUUGACUUCGAGUCCUGAUAGUGGGGGUGAUCUGAAGGUAUAUCUUGAUGAACAAUCACUGAUUAAUGAACUUGUUAAAACACCUUUAUUUUGUCUCAUGGUCUGUCACUUAUGGAGUGAGAGCUUGCUGGAUAGUGGUACUACAACCCAAACAGAGUUGCUUGACAACGUGAAUCUUUUUUUGAUGCACCACGCAAACGCCCGAUCAACGUCAGGAGAGGAAAUCACACCCGAACAAAUGAAGGAAACAAUUUCUCAACUAGGCGAAGUUGCUCUAACUGGUCUGCUCGACAAUGCUAAAAAACUAAUCUUCACGUCAGAUGAUUUCCAACGAUUUCCCACAACCCUCGAUAUGGCGUGUGAUCUUGGGAUUGUAUCCAAGACGACUGUUUCACUCACUCGUCUUCCUCAGUCUAACGAGACCACUUCCACUACCAUUGAGUUUUAUCACAAACUCGCUCAGGAACACUCAGCUGGGAAAUACCUCGCUGCUAAAACGAAGAAAUUUAAGUUACGACUGAGGAUUUCUAAGUUGGACCGACUGCUGCAAAGCAUCAAAGGAAACAUCGGUGACUAUGAGAAUCUCAUCCGAUUCGCUGCAGGCACACACAACGGUAUUUGCAUACGAAUAAUGGAGGCGCUCCUUUCCAACCACUCUUUGGAUGAGAGCGAGCGAUAUCGCAUUCUUCUUGACUGCUCAUCAGAGAACAAGGGUACUGGAGGAAACGUGUCUCCAUUGGUUAAACGAUGUAUAACUGCACAGAGUAUUGUUCUCAAGUCGCCGACUGUCUACACCGUCGUUGGGAUGCAAAAACUUCCAGUGGAACUAAAAAACAAGAACAAUGGCAAACAGAAGAAAGGCAUGGAGACUUCAGGGCAUCAUGGCAGUAAUGCAGGAGUACCUCAGCUGCCACGACGUGUAUAA
Strongylocentrotus purpuratus (purple sea urchin) is the source of this 2304-nucleotide messenger RNA. RefSeq lists its product as uncharacterized. The record is from RefSeq and is a predicted model, not a curated record. Gene Ontology annotation, biological process: signal transduction. Bases 1 to 2304 code for a protein of 767 amino acids. Lineage: Eukaryota; Metazoa; Echinodermata; Echinoidea; Camarodonta; Strongylocentrotidae. The transcript has 4 exons. Gene Ontology annotation, molecular function: protein binding.